Molecule: messenger RNA, 2650 nt
Organism: Micropterus dolomieu (smallmouth bass)
Lineage: Eukaryota; Metazoa; Chordata; Actinopteri; Centrarchiformes; Centrarchidae
Gene: timp2a
Product: TIMP metallopeptidase inhibitor 2a
Biological process (GO): negative regulation of membrane protein ectodomain proteolysis; negative regulation of endopeptidase activity
Cellular component (GO): extracellular matrix
Molecular function (GO): metalloendopeptidase inhibitor activity; protease binding
Source: RefSeq, a predicted model, not a curated record
UGCUGCGUGCCGCUGGAUCUACACUGCAUAGCAUCUGCGCAGCACACAGAAACGAAGAGGGUGAAUCAAACGUCGCAUCAGUUUUUAUGAAAAUGCCGUUUUCCGUUAACGGCGUCCUUGGCACGCUCGCGCUGCUGGUCCUGUGGCGGGCGGAGGAGCUCGCGGAAGCCUGCAGCUGCGCUCCGGUACACCCGCAACAGGCAUUCUGCAACGCCGAUGUAGUGAUUCGAGCAAAGGUUGUGGGAGAGAGAGAGGUGGAUUCUGGGAAUGAUAUCUAUGGGAACCCCAUCAAGAGAAUCCAGUAUGAUGUCAAACAAAUCAAGAUGUUCAAGGGGCCUAACGAGGACAUUGAGGCUGUCUUCACUGCUCCUGUGUCCGCUGUCUGUGGCGUUACCCUGGAUGCUACUGGCAAGAAGGAGUACUUGAUCUCAGGCAAGGCCGAAGCCGGUGGGCGCAUGCAUGUAACCCUGUGUGAUUACAUCAUGCUCUGGGACUCCUUGAGCAACACCCAGAAGAAGGGUCUUACCCAGCGCUACCAGAUGGGCUGUGAAUGCAAGAUUGUGCGCUGUCCCUCUUUGCCCUGCGAGAUCUCCGCUCCUGAGGAAUGUUUGUGGACGGACCUGAUGAUUGAGAAGCAGGUGCACGGACGCCAGGCCAACCACUACGCAUGCAUCAAGAGGUCGGAUGGCUCCUGCUCCUGGUACCGCGGCGUCACAUCGCCCAAGAAGGAGUUCCUGGACGGCGAGGAGCCUUAGUCACGUGGCACACCUGAAUGCCCACUGCACAGCCUGGCGAAAACAAAUGUAAACGAUUCCUUUGAAAUUUAACAAUAUCAGGCAAAGCGAUUUUUGAUAAGAAGGCUAAUGUGACAUAAAUUACGUGAUGGUCUGAAAACAAUCUUUAUCCUAUUUUUGUUGUCAGCAAGUAUUUCGGUCAGAGACAGCAACAUGAGGUCGCUUUCAGCCUCAGCCUUGCUCAACAUUAACUGACUCUGAAGAGGCUCAGAGGUUGUUUUCAGACACAGCUUCUGUAAAAAACAAAUCAAAUAGCAUCAUGAGACAUAGACUGGUCAAGUGAUGAUGCAACUUCCUCCUGAGGCUGGCGUCAGGAGGAUAUAAAUUCUCGGUGAGACAGAGCACUUCCUGCCCCACAAAGCUCUUUAGCAGCUCUGCUCUCCACCAAUCAAUCCCCGAUCUACGGACGAUCAUUCGUUACCCACCGUGUUUCUACUUUUAUUACCUCGUUCUCCAUUUUAUUCCAAAGCCAAAUUCCAAGUUGCCUUUUUUAAAUGACUGUCUCCCUCUCGCCAAAAUACUAUUACUUACCGCAUCUCUCAUCUCUGCUGAGAGCCGUUUGGCCACUGGUGAUGUUGGACGCCCACGACAAUGCUUAACUGUUUCCUUUAAAAAGAAACAUGAGUCAUCUUGUAUGGCUGAUCUUUUCUGGGGGGAUUUUUUUGUUGGUGAAAAUCAUUUCCUGUAGUUAUUUUAAUUGAAGCCUGUGGCCGUCACAGGCCUCACUGGACCAGUCUAUGCUGAGUGAAGAUGAGCACUCAAAAUUUAAACCUGCUCAUGAGGUAAACCAACACCUCCUCACUGCCCCACAGUCCAAUCAGAAAUAACCAAAUUUCUCACUCUUCCUCUUCACCCUCUCCCUUGUUAUCCCCACUAUGUAGCUGUACAGUACCUAUGCAUAUACUUUUGUUGUUACUUGAUAAUUAUUAUUUACUGCGUUAGAACUAGAUUUGCACUUUCUGAGGAUGAGUUCAAGUAAAGACAAGAGCCUGAGCACUCUGAUGUGACAGUAAUUAUUGUUCGCUCAGACCGACAGAUCCACUUCAGGUGCAGAUUUCGCGGAUUUUGAGUGCUUUUGGUGAUCCAUAUAUUUACAAACGCAAGCUUAUUCUUGCUAUCUUUGUCAUAACAGAUAAAAUAGUACUUGCAAUGAAAGAAAAACAAAUAAGUGGCGUGUGAGAGGUUCGAAUAUAAGGGAUCUUUUUGCAGAUUUUAUGUGUGAAAGAGAAACAAAAAGAGCUUGUGGGAUGUUAUUUCAGUGUCUUUGUAUUAUCUAUUGAUUGUAAAUGCCAACAGCAGUUUCAUGAUUUGCCAAUAUAUUCUCGCAGACGGUUCAUAAUGAGUAAUACGGUCUUUACGUGCUUAAUGUUAGCUUUGAUUUGUCUUUCCUGCUCCUUCCAGUUAUUAAUGAAAGCUUUAUCGCUGUCAUAGAAAGCAAGUUACUCAAUCGAAGUUUACAGUGCUGUUUUAUACACCUCAAGCUACAUUAACUAAAAAAUACAGUAUAUAUAUGAUGGAGUAUUAGAGGCAUAAUUUAAAAUUAAAAAGUAAACUCUUUCCAUUUUCCAUUACUUUGUAUUUUUUCAGUGUUAUUAUACCUGUCAUGAUUUUUGUGUGUUUUUGCUGUCUUUGUCUACAAUGUCUUUAGCUGUAGUGCCGAGGUGAGAAGGUCCUCUUGCGCUGGAGUAACGUGAGAGUGAGAGAGCUUAAUCCUUUUGGAGAGGUGUAGAGAAACGAGAAAUGUGUACCAUGUGUGAAUAGAAGACUGUGCAUGUGUUUGAUGCUUUGUGUAAGUCCGGGCAAAGGACAAAAUAUUCAGUAUUAUCAAAUAAAAACCACAUGUUUGAAAGAAUAAA